AUGGUGGACAAAAGCGAGGAAGAAGUGGUUUAUCAGCAACUCCGAGACCUUUGGAGCUCGUAUGUGCGGUGUAGUUCAUCACAGGUAAUGCAAACCAUUAGUGUAACUUUUUUGUUCUUGACUGGGAAAACAAUUUCCGCUCUUGAAAACUGGCGGAUCAACAGUUAAUAAUUUUCACUUACCCCAUUGAAAGAAAGGUUUGUUUCAGAAACUGAAAAAUGUUAAUGUCCGCAGUAAAGAAGUAUACGAGAAAAUUCACUGCUUGUCUCGGUUUGAGAUCCCAAACACUUAAUUACCUGGCUCAAAAUUGUCUUCAAAUGUGCUGAAAUGUGAUUAUCGACGCCGCCAUUUUGAUAGAAAACUCAGUAACCUGGCCUCACAUACAUGAAUUUCAGAAAUUUGUAAAAAUGUUUCUCUUUCGAGUUAUUUUUAUCUUUUUCUGAAGCAUCUCAGCAGGCCAGAAUCUUAAACCCUGGAAUCCUUGGAUUAUUUUCUCAAUCAUAGAACAUAGAUAAAGUUCCUGAGAAAAGUGUUUUAAAACUAUGGAAUCUCAUGAAUUGUACAAACCAGAUUUAUGUUGUCGUCUUGAAUAACUGAAGUGUAAUUUUUUAUGUGGCGUCAAGAUUAAGUGAAAUGUAUUUUAUUCAUUGUUGAUAGUUGCUGGAGAAGAGCAAAUUUCUGGAGCUAUUUAUGGUGCGAUUUUUGGCUGCCUACUGUGCUGAAAAAGGGGACUUGAAGAAAAUUUCCAGCUUUAUGUAAGUUGUACAACUAUCAAAAGUCUUUUUAAUACUGACUCUGAAGGUAUUUGAACCAUACCAUUAUGGCAGUUUGCAACAUUAAACUCGAAAGGUAACAAAUAUCCUUUGCUUAUUGUUACUUAAGAGAUAUUAAGCAUAUGACCAGUGCACCCUUGCAUAUAGAGGGAACUUAAAGAACCUCACAGUGCUGACUGUCUGUAAAUCAUGACCUUGUGCCAAAUAUUUUCCUGUCUGGCCCUCCCACUCAGUCAAUGUGUUUGUAAAUUUAUCAGUAACAUGAUAUUCCCAGGUUUCAAACCUUGACAACUGGCUAAUUUUAUAGUACAUAAUUCAAUCAGUAUAACUUGUCUGUAUACUUGAGGGAAUUUCAUGAUUAAAAAAUGUUGAAUAAUAUUUAUUUGGGUUCGUUUUUUAGUGAUGUCCAUAGCAUUAGCAAUGUUCUGACAAGUGAAUUCCAGUCUGCAAUUCUUCUAAGAUGUGAGGAUGAGAAUGAAAAGCCACUGGUUGACUUCCUUUGUCAUGGACAGGGUCUGCUUCUGUUACAGAUGUUGUGUAUUCUGGCAAGUAAGGUAAGGUACAAAGUUAUUAGAAUCCAGUUGUUCUAAGAGCUGAUUGCACUAUCCAAUGGAUAAAUCACUAUCCAGUGGAUAAGUGUUGACAAAAUGCUCUGCCAGGCCAGGUCAUCUGAUUUACUGUAUAUUCUCCAUACUUUUCUCUUUACAUGUUCUUUGGUACUGACAAGGAGAAUUUGUUUAACAGUCACAGCUUCAUAGAUUGGUGAUCAUUUAGUUUAUUCUCAUGAUGUUAAAGAAUGGUUCAGCAGUAUUUCUGUAAUGAGAAAUCUGAUGCUGGUUAUUCUUAGUAUUUUAAGGGUUAAUGAUAAGAUUUUGAUCUCAAAUCAUUGUUGUUCACAUAUUGAAUGAUAAAUCAAUAAUCCCAGCAAAAUUCAAAAUAGGAAACUAAAUGCAUACACAACUUCUUAACCCUUUAACCCUUUAAUCCUUUAACUCCCAGAUAAAAUUUUGUAAUUCUCCUUACUGUCAACCAUACAGUUCUUUCAAUGUUAGUUCAGAGAAUUUAGUAUGGGAUCAACUAAUUAUCCCCCAAUUGAUAUUUUUCUUUAUUCCCAACACUUAUCUAGUUGACAUUGUGUUGAUAUUGUAAGGAGAAAUUCUCUCUUGGUCACUCAUGGGAGUUAAAGGGUUAACUCCCAGAGUUGAUCUACUUGUAACUUCUCCUUGUGGUAAAGAGAAGAAACAAACUUAUCAGCUAGAGGAUGUUAUGUUAAUACAAACAGCAAAUCUCCUUUUUAAAUUUACAAGGAUCUUUAUGACAGUCAGUAGAGAGAAAUACUAAUUGGGUCAUGUGACUUAAAGGGUGAAUUUUAUGGAUUAUCAAUUGAUUGAUUGACAAAACAUUGAUCAAUUAGUAUUUUUUGUCUUUUGAUAUGGUUUUUUCAAUUUAACAGGUUGCUGGAUGCAGUUUAGAAUUGGCUAAUCUCCUUGUUUCCCUGCUGCCUGUGGUUCUUAGAGUACCUUUACAACAUUAUGACCAUCUUAAUGGUAAUGUUGGAGAUUUUAGGUUGUAGGGUUAUUUUACAUGUUUGGUAAUAAUAAUGAAUUAAUAUUCUAUUCUAAACAAGUCAGGAAGGGGUACCUGGGUACCUGUGCAUCUAUGCACAUUACAAAUAAACUGUGUUGUCUUUAUGUGCCAAAACACUUUUCAUUCAUACUACACCCAGGAGUAUGAAUGGGUAUGGGCUAAUUGUUGGAGAUGUCUGACAAAAUGUGAUGCAACCUUUUUGAUGGAUUGGAAUACCAGUGGGAAGGGGAAGGGGGGGGGGGCUGAGGGGUAGUAUCUGAUUGGGUGGGCCACUUGGCCCAAGUACAGACUUCGCCCACCUUUCAGAAAUUAGAUGAACUGGUAGCAAAAAUGGACAUGAAAAUGUUUGGUGAUUGAAAUUCACUAAAUGUUAUCUGCUCUUACCUCUUGCCUUAGGAUUAGAGCUAAUUUUUGCUGACUUUGAUGAUCACUGGUGGGACACCAAAAGCACAUCUUGUCACACAAACUUUGUGAAAGACAAAAUCCUCAGGCCUUUUCAGGAUCAUCUUGAGUUGAAGAUAAAUUCCAGUGUUCCUCAACAUGAAAGAACUGAAGCUGAUGAACUUGUAAAUGCUGGCAAAGCUCAAAGUGAUCAAGUGGAAUUACUACUCUCAGUCAAGAGCAGGACAGAAAGUCCCAAUACAACUGAAGACAGUGAUGUGUUCACAAGUGUAACAAGUGUAACAGACCUUGACAGUGCAUUGAGUACCAAUAUCAGUGAAUCUUCUGACCCUGAAAUCCCCAGCAGUGAUGUGACUGCCUAUACAUGCUCUGGAACAAAAAAUGAAACAGAACUUUCUAUCUUAAGCUCCACAACCAUGGUUCCUGAUGUAGAUGAGCAUGCUGUACAUACAGAUUCUUGUCUGUCUGUUAUCUCAUCAAGUCAUUGUAGCAUCAAUAACUUUGAACUGUCAAUCCUUCUUCUUGCGACGCUGGAAAACCUAACCUGUCAUGGCAGUGUAUCGCUCAGCGAUUGCAAUCUUCUAAUGCAUACCAGUGGUCAGCUCAUAGACAUUGUUCUCUCCCUCAGUGACACUAAAAACAAGAGUCCUGAGGUUUUUUGUGAGUGGGAACUUGGAGCAGCUACUUCAGUUCACUUAGCUACAUUAAGAACAGUAUUCUCAAUUCUCUGCACAACAUGUCGAAACCCAAAGGCAGCCAAACAACUGUCAAAGACCUCAUAUGUUCAGAAACUUUUGGAGAUGAUCGAAGAUGGUUGUCUGGACAAAGAAUUCCUAACACCCAUUCAACACUUUGAACUUGCUAAACUUGUUGCUGGUAUUAGUGACAAAGAAAAUGAACUUAACCCCAAACUUCUUGCUUCAGAUCUUUGGAGUGGUUUUCAAAAUGAGCUGCUGCUUGGUUGCUCUUUGCAUGGUCUCCUACUCUUUGUAAUGACAUGCAUUCAUUAUGGUACCUUAAUCAAUUCCACUCUUUACGUUCUGUGCCAUGAUAUUUUUGAGCAAUUUUCGUCCAGUAGAGGAUUUGAAUUCCUUGUUACCUUGCUUCUGAAACUGGAUGAAGUUUACUCACACGAGAUAGAUUUCGAGAGAAAGGGAAAUGACAUGAACUUUCGGUUAAAAUCUUUUUCUCAAAGAAUUGAACAGUACCCAAGAAGUCUCUCAAAUCGGGUUGUGAAGAAUUUAGGAAAAAUGAUUUCGAUGUUGAAAAAAAGCAAGACUUGCUGCAGAAGAGAAGCUGGCAGUAGAAAGACUUCAGUGGUCUCGUCUGGGAACCUUGUCACACAGAAUGAUGUUCAUGAAAUGUGUGGAGUGUACCUUCCGACUUCUGAGAUAGAGGAGAGUUCAGAGUCUGCAGCAGAUAUGGAGUAUGAAAAAGAGAGGCAAGACCAAUUGCCAGGUAUGAAAUAAGAGGUAACGGGGGCAGAUCCAGGGAUGCAGGGGUGUUUCUUUCCCCCCCCCCCCACUCCCUAAGGACCUGCCGCUUUCUGUUAUAGCUGGUGUUAUGCAAAACAAAACAAAACUAUGUGGUUUAUUGGCGUUGAAGUCAAACAUGAGACGGUGAUGAAGAAUUUAUUUUGACCGGCUUAAGAAAAGUAGCUUGGUACUGAAGUUUCGACGGUAACCCUUCUAUUCUUCAUUCAAAGCAGACGUCAAUUACGUAUUUACUGGCGCGCCCCCUUCAUGGGAGAAACCUGAAUCUGCCCCUGAACUUAGCGGCAUGUUCGAUACCUUUGUCAGAAUCGUUUGCUUGUAGGAGGUGUCUGCUUAUCCCAGGCUUGUUCAACGCUCUCUAGAGAUGAUAAACAGAGGCAGAAAAUAUAAAGAGCCGUCCAGACAGGUCGUACGUUGCUUAGGGGUUGGCGCGUCUACUUACGCCUGUGAAACCUCCGACCUCAAUCUUUUGGCAGCCACUCAUGGAAAAAAUAACUUACUGAAACCCCUGUUGUGCGGGUAUUGCACGGUGGCGAUUAUGUUGCUAUCUUACUUUUAGGGGCUAGUUUGUAUAUGUAGUUUGUAUAUGUUGCUCGUUACGUUUUACUUUCACCAUCAGAAGACCUCUGCACGGUUUUGAGACCUGCCAUAACGCUAUUGACAGUCUUCAAGGACAGCAGGAAUCCAAAGUUAAGAUUUAGCAUUCUGAACUGUUUGGAAAAAGUUGGAAUCUGCCACUGCGUCUCGCCAGAUGUAUUGGUGACAACUCUUCUCAACAGGUGAGGAUAUUUUAGAAAAUCUCUAAAAUGGUCACGGAUGGGGUCUAUGGAGGUUUCGCCCCAUUGCAUCAAACUCCUGUCUCUUCUAGAGUUCGCACCCACGAACAAGGUUGCACCCACCUUAACCAGUUUUUCCCCCAAAUCUUUGAAUUCGUUUCCCAACACGGCAGAAAAUAUUCCUCUUCUGUCUAUAUCCUAAUGUGUUUGAGUUAGAAUGUUUGGGGGCGAACUAAUAAAAAUGAGAACGAACUUGUUUUACAUCAGGGGGCGAACUUGCAAAGCUGGUAAGGGGCGAGACCUCCAGAAAAAGCCACUCGUGGUAGGCUCGGUGGUGUUAAAGUCAUUGAGACUGGAGGCAUAGUUUUGUGUUCUUGGGCACCGCACUUUGCUCUCACCUUACAGUGCCUUUGCCUCUCUGAAGUACUCUGUAAACGGUAGCAAUAAAAUUAUUAGGGAACCGGACAAAUUGGAUAUUGGCUGCUUACAAAACCCUAUCAUCUAGUUCAGGAACAGGAGCGUCAGUGGGGUAAGCUCUGUCAUCUAUGCGAGCCAGUCUCCCAUGCAGGUGUGUUUGACAACGAAAGUACAAUGUAUGCAUAAUUCUUUAUCUAUUUAUUCUCGCUUGCAGAUUUGUAGAACAGCCCAAGGACCUUCAAGAUGCCAUUCUCAGAAUUAUCAACCACAUGGUGCUCACAGAAAUUGACGUUAUGACUGAUAACUACGAUGUUCGUCGGUCACCGACUUCUCACUUUAAAAGGGGUCAAAGAUUCCGCACAAAGUCUACUAAACAAAGCCCUUGCAAAAGUGACAGUGGCUUCUCUGCCAAUGAUUUGAGUGUGCAAAUGAAAGAUCUGGUAAAAGAUGGGAAACCUAACUGGGCUGCUCUUUCACAAUACUGUGCUCUUAUGUCGUGCAAAGACACAGAUAUUGCUGUUAGAGUUGCUAAAGCUCUGAAGCCUUUGGCUAUUUUGGGAUCGAAACAUCUGAAGGCUGAGCUUUUCCGCAUGGUGGUUCUCCCGUGCAUGUUGCGCUGCGAUGGAAUCUUCACUGAUGAAGUUGCUGAGCCGCUAAGAAAGAUCAGAGCAAGGACUUGGACAGGAACAUUUACGUCGGAGUGGCUUGGGCAGCGAGCCAAAUCAGUCAGGGGGAGUACUUUUUCCGGCUUUAAAACUGAGCUCGGCAGCUUAGACCUUUCGGAACAGGUCCAUGGACACGAUGAAAUUUGUGCAGAGGUUCUUGAACUUUGUAUUGGGAUGUUAACCUCACUUCUCACUGGCUCGGAGUCUCGAGCACUGUUUCUAAACUGCGGUGGCUUAAAUGAACUACAGAGCUUUCUGGCAUUACCACAGCUUCAAGAACCAGUUUUGCUUGUGUUGGAGUUCUUGGCUAAUGUUGAAAAUCAAGAAGCAACGGGGAAGCGACCCUAUACAGAGAGUGACGACCUCAGUGCAGGAUCUCUAGACUCAAGUGGAGAUAAAAGUGACAGCAAAGUCUGUUGCCGCAGCUUCCUUUCGUUACUUCAAUUCACCACAACACUUUCUGACAAAGCGAAGUCACCUGAACUGCCUCUUAUAGCCUCUUGCCAUCCUGUGGAAUCAUCAUUGAGGGUGUAUGUUUGGAGAUCGUGUCUUCGCCUACUGGUUUCAAAUGAGUUGUUUAGUGAACUGUUUCUCCAGGAUGAUGGAAUAGUUUCCAGUUGUGAAUUACUCCAUCUUUUGCUUGAAAUAUUUCGCGGUGAUUCUUUGACUCAUCACACAAGGAAGAAUCAAGCGAUUGAUAUUCAGUGCACCAAACAGCUUGUGUACUUGUUUGAGUCAGUUACGGCUAUUUGUAUCAGAAUGGCACACACUGAACAAUGGAGGUAUAAAGAGGUAAAAUUGCAUCAAGUAUAAGGGAAAUAUCAAGCUGAAUUUCCCAUUUCUCAUCAUUUGUUAAUCGUGUAGCUUUCAGAUGCGCUCUAUUUCCAUCUAAAUUAGUUACGAGAAAUUUGGUAAUGAAUCAAGACAACGUUGCAGAGCUUAAUAGUCUGUUCUUCCUACUUGUUUAUUGGAAAUAUUUAGAUUUUUUUAACGAUAAGUAACGUCGUACUCUCUUUUGGGAGUUACAGGGUUAGGGUAAUCCCUGUUAGAUUCUGUUAAAAUCUCUCCCGUUUUCGAUGAUUGCGGGAGUAUCAAGAACUUAUCAGUCUCACUCCAACAUCCAGCAUCUAUAGUGUAUUCGCUUACCACCAAAGAAUUCUGGUAACACAGGAGGUAGCUGUAACAUUUUUUUUGGGAGACCUGGCAAACUUUGAGUAACUUAGGAGGGAAUGUGUACAUUAUGGACUUUUGCUUGAUUCUCUCUUUGUUCAUGUUCGUGUAUACAUGUAAGUUAACAGCUUUGGAUAGUGAUACGUUGGCAGUUAUAGAAAUUGUUGUGUGCUAGGUAAUUUUUUCUACGACGGUACUUUAUUGGGUUAAAUUCUAUGCCAUAUUUUUGUUUACUAGGCACUUCCAAAUCUUGAUCAGCUGGUGGAAGAGGUGAAGAAAUUAUUCUCACACUCGGAGACUUUGCAGAGAUACCUUAGCAAAGGACUGACUGAUUGUUUUCUCAAAGCAUCGACGUGGCAGCUGGAGGGGAGAGAGGGUUCUGUUUUGCUCGGAUCGGAAAUUAGACGACAAAAGGAUGUCGUUUUGAGGAAGACAAGCCAUGGGGAUAGUCAAGAGGUUCGCCUGAGAUUUUUUGUCGAUGUGUAUCUGCACAAAAUUGUUGAAGCGCAUGUCAACUGAUCCAAAGUGCUUGCUUAAUUUUGUUUUGACUUUUUUUGUAAUAAGUUUUACCUUCCACUGAUAAGCCAAUGCAUUAUUACAGUUUUGGUUAAAAAAUGCAAUCUGCCAGCCAAUGUAGGGCAUUUUAAGUUGUUGUAGGGUUAAAUGAUCCCAGCUAAAUGAGUAUUAGAGAGCAAAGAGGUCUGGGAAGUGGUAGAAACCUUUCCUUUACUUCAUUUUUCACCUUUCGUGAUCUAAUUUUGGAAUUUGGAGAAAUUAAUUCGAACAGGAAAGUUCUACGUGUGUUAUAGUGGUAAAGGGGUGCGUGGCUAAAAUAACUUUUUUCAGGACUCCGCUCAUUAUUUGCAAAAAUGAUAAUACGUCAAUCGCUCUUUGCUGUAGGAGUGGUCUAAUCUAUUGGAGGAUGAUGACGACGAAACAGAUGGGAACCAAAAAGGCGGCGGAUCAGUGUUCGAGGAAGGUUACGAUGCAGAUCAAGAAGCUGACUCCGACAUGAGCGAUGAAACAGGACGGAAAUCUCCCGAUAGCAAGAAGCAGCCUAAACAAAAGAAACGAAGUCAAUUUCCUAAACAGCUUGAACAUAUUUUGAAGGGAUUGGUCGUUUACCCACGGAUUUGCAAUAUACUUUUUCAAUUAUUGCAGGUGUGCUAUGGCAGCAGAGUUAAAGCCGGAGAAUCUGAGAGGUAUGAACUUGCAGUUGACUUGUAAUUGAUUUUACAGAGUCACGAUCAUUGUUGGUCGUUGAGGAUCUAAAUAAGAAGUACGAAGAAAGGUAUUGCUUUAAACAGAUCAUUCGCCAUUGUACAUGUAGAUCGUUGGUAAAAUGGAGCCCGCCUUUUCUUCAUGUCUCCUAUUCUUUUCCUCAUUUUAGUGUGGGUGUGGUUUUCCAUGCUGUUGAAAACCUUCUUCUUCUACUCAACGAUUGUGAAGAAAAUUGUCGGCGUCUUUGUCAACAUGUAAGUGAAAUCAUACGAUCUGCACAAGGAGAGUUCUGAACUAUAGAUAACUUUGAUAACGCUGACACCUACGUAUUAAUUUCAAUAUUUACACUAUAUAAGAUAUUUUAACAUUCUUUGAACUUGCUCUUUCAGAGUUAAAUUUAGCAUAUCUUUGUUUUGUCUUUCACUCUCUUACUGAUCUAUAUUUCACGCCACCUUCUUUUCGUAUACAGGGAUUUGUUGGGGUGCUCCUUGAGUGCUUCGGUGAUGUAAUGACUAGACAGGAGCAGUCACUAAAAGGCAAGGCUUUUUUAUUCUUUAUUUCAGUGACUUAAGUUACUGGUAACUUUAUUCUACCGGUAUCUGUUGGGAAGUUCAAGUUUGACUUUACGCACCAAAACUUACAAAAUGUAGUCGAACGGCGCUUUUACCGUUCGGAACAAGGGUUCAGUACAAAGUGAGUUAUUUUUGCUUAGAAGAAUUGAGAAUGAGAAUAUGCGGCUGUGAAUACCAACUGAUAGAGGCCAGCCUGUAAUGCGACUAAGUGUCGGAACUGAUUCUUUACAAACGAUUAUAGAGGAAAAUCUUUUUGAAAUGAACUACUGGUGGAUCCUUUUUUUCCUCCGAAGCCUCACUACUCGCCCUCUUAACUCUCCCAUUUUAAUGUUUUUGCCGUUGCUGGAUAGAGCAAUUUUCAGUUGAGUGUUGAAAGAAAUCUGGGAUUGCGUAUUUUCGCUCACUCCUCUUUACUUUGGGAUUGGUCCAAUAUAUCGCGCUAUCCUUUAAAGCAAGCAAAUGCAAAACUAAAAUCAAUCGUAACUUGAUAACACGGUUUUACCCGCGCAGCGGGAAGUUUAUUUGUUUUUUUAAAUGAAUUCUGUUCAACUCUACCGUGCAAUAAUUCAGUUGGUAAAACAAUGUUCUUUUGAUUUUUAACUUCAUGUUGUUGUUUACUUUUACUUAAUUUAGGUCUUCAGACUCUUGUGAUGGAGGUGUUUGUUUGUCUUGCUUGUCACAACAUCACAGCCGCUGAACUGUGGGACUUCUUGGCAUUGUUUAAUUCCACAGAUCCUCCUGUGGUAAGGAAGUCUCAUAGGGAGCCAUAUCACUUGAAAUUUCUUGUAUCUUUUUACGAAGUUAAAGAAAACAAUUACUUUAAGAUAAACAACUCGAAAGAAGUAAAACCAAACCAAAACGUUGUCAAAAUAGUUACGGAUAGAGAUGAUUUCAAAGGAUUGUCAAUAAUCGUUUGAAAAACCUGAUCUACAUCCCUCGGUAUCUUUCUAGGCUGAUUUUGACUCCUAUCGUUUCAUGUUUCUGUAUUCGAGGAUAAUAGUCGUGUUUUAUAACUUGCCUGGCAAGAUAUGGAUAAAACGUCCUCCUUUUAGAAAUAUUCACUAGUUCCACUAGUGGUACUUUUCGUCCAUUCUCGGCAGACACGCAUUACUUUGGCUAAUGACAACGUUCUGUAGUAUAAAAUCUUUUAGUAAAACAUAGCUACAAACUUACAAAUAGCGAAAAAACUUCGUUAUGUGCCAUUGAUCUCAAUACUGUUAUUAGGCUUGAAUUGCACCUCGUCACCGUACAUGCUUUCCUUUGCAUUACCACACUGCUUUGACUGCAUAGUUAGCCAACUGUGGGUUUGUUCAAUUCAAGUUACAUUGCAACUGGAGCAUUCUAUUUAUAAUGCACAUAAUGAAAAUAUUUGAUAUCGAUUUGUCUUUGUGGUUUUCAGCACUUAUUAUCUUCAGCUUUAUCGGAGGUUGCUGCAAGAGCCAGUGCCAAUCCUGGUCCUGCUUUCCUGAUGUCAUUUCCAUGUAAAGCCAAGGAAUCGGAACAAAGAGCUACAACAGGUGGUACGAGUGGUAAAGCUUCCAGUGGAAGAGGGAAGGAAAUAAGAGGGAAAAAGUCUCUAAAAAUGUUAGUACCCAGGCCGCUAUUUGUGAGCCUUACAUCUAUGCAAAAUGUUGUUUUCCAUGUUACGUCAGCAUUUGAAUAAUUAUCGUGCGUAUUUCCAAAAGAAAUGUCAAAGUUUCACACACGAAGGCCAUUUGAAAUUGUGAUUUAUUGACAAAAAAGAUAUCGAAAGAAAUUGCUAAAAUCUUGAUCAUGCUAUCUACCUGGAUAACUGAAUGACAACUGAAAAUUUUCUCAAUGUUACGAUUCUUUUCUCUACUGUAGCGCGUCGUUCUCUCCACAACCAAGCGACGGUGACAAGUCCAGUGAGACAGACAGUAUACGAAGUGGUAGCUCUGCAAGCUCCAGCAGAUUUCAGGUCUCUGAGACUCUUGAUAAAUACCUUAAAAGAGACCAUAGAAAGGCAAAGUCCACGAUGGAAGGAUCAAAGCGCCGUUUGAGUUCCAAGCGAAGUACAAGAAAGCAACUUGGAAGCUCCCCCACCGCAUCGUGCUACUCUGCUGACUAUGAAUUAACAGAGGUACUUCACUUUCAAGGGCGGCCUCAUUUACCCUCGCCAUUUCAGUUGUUUGCUGUCCAGCUACCUUUUCAGGGCAGGCUUCCUCGCUCUGAGAGGGGCUUUAGCGUUGCCAUGUGGAUCUGCUUGAAUAGUCCCAUAUUGGGAAAUGGAGUGGACGACGUCUUCAAACAUCCAAGCGAAGAUUCGCAGAGACAGCUAGGAAAUUCUAUGGAAAGGACGAUGCUUUCUAGAAGGGAGAGAAUCGUCCAUUUGUGUUCGGUUGGUUCUGGAAAAAGCCUUUUUGAAAUUUGGACAUUUCCAUCUGAUAAAGCAGUUCUCAUAAGGUAUGUAUGGGUUAUCAGAGAAUGUCAGAGGGGGAAAACAGACCCAAAAAAAAAUUAAUCGAUCAAUCAUCCACACAAUUACCACAAUAACUCUUGGCGGCAAAAAAGCGGGAGCAAAGACGACUACUGCACGGAAGUUUAUGUGUUUGGACAGCUGUGAACGGUGGCGAGGACUCUCUGGUUCGAGUGCAGACAAUAUAAUUACUUUUACACUGUUUUUUGUGUGUGUGUGUGUGUCUGUUUGAUUUUGUUUUUGUUUUUGGGUGAUGGCAAUGUAGAUGGACCAAGAACCCCAAAAGCAGCAGUGGCUCUCUGAAAGUGCUAAAGCAACGAAUGAUUAGCUUACCAGCACUGACUAAAGGACAAUGGCACCAUCUGGUCAUAUCCUUUACCCAGCCAAAAGUGUUGGCUGAAGAGCAGAAGAAUACAGGGGCAGAUAGUUUACCUUCCUCAGAAGUAAGCCUUUAAAAGUUGUAUAAGAAGUAGGUUAGUGGUGGACGUUCCUUGAUAAAAUGAACCCCUGAGUCUUUACUUGUAUGAUUGAGGGACACCCUCAUGACUUCAAGAUCGCACCUUAAAUAAAAGUGUCCCUUUAUAAAGUUUAAUGGGGUAGACCAAAGCAAAGAUUAAAGAAACACCAGAAACACUUUUUGGAACGUUUCAGUUAGGAACUUAAGUGUUUUAUCGUAGAAUAGUGGUCUCUACUGAUUAGAAGUUCCUAGCUAAAGACACUCACUAAAUACUUUUUCCCUGUUUAACGCUUUUGAUGAAACGAUUAACACAACUUUUUUUUAUUCAACUACUGCAUCUUUCAUAUAUAAAUGAAAUUUAAACUUCUUUCCCACAGCUCCUCAUAGUGGUGGAUGGAACGGAAUCAGUGGUUCAUGACUUUGGCCCUCCCCUCCCAUACCACGAGGAAGCCAAAUUUACCCUGUCGACGUUGCUUCUUGGUCAUGUGACUUAUGGCGACGGCGAAAAAUCUCCAAAGGCAACUCUUCAUGAGGGAUAUCAGAUUGGCAGUGUGUUUGUUUUCGCAGGUAGGUUAAGUCUAUAGAGUUAGAACGGAAAGGAGAGCAGAAGAUAGAACUUACAGCUGAUUCAGAAAUAAAAGUACGGGGUAUGUUGGGUUUUGGAAAUAAUACUACAUUGCUGAUCCUGGCAGUGUGCAGGUCAAUUUUCUCAUUAGGACCUGCUAUAUAAGCCGGUUUUCCAAUGGGUUUCUCUUCGGUUCGGUUGGUAGAACGUCUGUCCUCGAAUUCUGAACUUGAUGGAGUCUAAUUCCUUGAAUUUGGUGGUUUCUUUUUUAAGCAUUUCCCUAGAGCAAUAAAACAUCCUGGGAUUCAUUGUAGUUUUCAACGUUGCUGCAAAUGAUCUGACUGAAUUGGUCAGACCCUCAUCUUCACAACUGAAAUCAACGGUAGUACAAUGAUUAUGCACGUAAUGUCGUUUCAGAGAAACCUUUCAAAAUCUCCAAGCCCGCAAAGCAGCAAUCCUCAUCAUCAAGUGAUUGGCUGGUACAGAAAGAAGAAGCAUUUUAUUUGUAUUCCCUUGGACCAAACAGCGCAAGCAUAGGGCAGCUUAGUAAAGACUUCAACAUUUUACCAAGUCAUACCUCAAACGAGUAAGUUGGCAACGUACUGUAGCUUAGGGCGUACAGACAACGUUUGUCUUGAGGCCAUCCCGCCAGCUUCUAAAGACAGGUGCUUAAUCCCCUGCAACCCAAACUACAAGGAAUCGUCUGGGAAAUAAAAAACAAAACAAACAAACACUGUUGUAGUGAUAGUGGACCGGACUGAAUAGAGGACAGUAGAGGUCUCUUAAUGUGUCAAAGUAACGUGUAUUAGGGAAUUAUUUAGUUUUCAACUCAACUGUCUUAGUGGUUAGCAAAGUUUUCCUUCACUUUCGACUUACCCUGCUCUCUUCACUUAACCUUUAGAAUGAUAUCGUUAUUUAUAAUACCACCUACACUUGUUUGGUUUAGUGUUAGUGUUUUAUUGUAACCCGCCAAAGUCUUUCUUUAAUACUAUUAAAUUUUAUAAGUAGUGAUUAAAAAAGAAGACAGUAUCGCACGAAAUUAAAAAAAAAAAAAAAACAUGAUUCCUCGUUAAAUAGUGCUGACCAAUAACAAACUAAGAUGGAAUUUCUAGCUUGUAAUUGUUCUAAAUAUCAUGAUACUUGUUUUAGCUCAGCGCAAUUGUUCAUGGAAGCAGCUAACUUAUGGUCUCGUCUAGCCAUUACUGAACAAGCUGUCGCGGCAAACUUACCUCCCGGUUUUCUCACGAGUCCUCAUGUCGUUGUACCUGAUCUCGAGUUGUCACUUAAGGUAAGGUACAAGAUUUAAUGCAAAUGAAAUUAAAAUCUAUUUUUACGUUUUGUAGUACAAAGCAAAAAUCAAUCUACGCAAUGUGAUAGUCUUUUCGAAGGAAGGCCAACCAAAUUAUUUACGCGCUUGACACUCGACCGAGUCCUUAACGUAAUUGUGGUGAUUCCUUGGACAAGACACUUUCACAAUACAUUCUCACGCACAUUCACAAUGGGUCCCUACCCUUUGAAGAGUGUACCAGCUUCCUUGUCAAUGUUGAGGCACAAGGCUCGCACGACCCCACACUUUACCCUAAAACAUCAGUAUGCAUAUCCUCCAUGAAUUUAUGUAAACAUUUCUUAUGGCACUGUUAGGGAGAUUUUUUUGACAAUCAAGAGCUUCUUAAAAUGGUGAUCAUUUUCCUUUUAUUCUCGUAACUGUUUUGUUUGAUUCAGUGGUCACACUGUAAUGUGAAACAAGAUGUUGGUUACUCUUAGACUUAAAGGUGUAGCGUUCUUUACUUCUGUAACCGUUUCUAUUGAAAGACGAGGUAUGUUUAUUUACAUUUUAGAAGCGGCUCGCUGUUGUGUACUCGCCUAUGUGUCCGUUGCGAUUCCAGCAGUAUUCUGAGCUGUUGACCAGCGAAGAAAGGCAAGAAAGACUAGCGUCUAUGAAUAUCACUGACCAGAGACUAAAACAAAGCGAGUACGAACCCUGGGAAGUUGAUGCCAGGGUCACUUCUGAUGUCGAAUCUCAACGGCAACAGACCAUUUUGGAAUCAGCUCAUGAUGUCGGUGGAAUUGGUGUCUUCAUUUUUCUUUUUGCUAAGGUUUGUACACGUUAAGAGCCAGCGUUUCAAAACAACAUAAAUAACUCAGAUAUGAGACUAGAUUAGUAGAGACGACUUCAAACGAAUAAAGGUCAUCUAGGAGAUGUUAUGGCCUGAACACACGUUUGUUUUAUUCUGUCCAUCAUCGUUCUUUCCAUUUAUGUGUCAAACUUAACGAACAUAAUUGACGAAGUUUCUUUGAACUAAUUUUCGGUUCAUUAUCUAUCCAGCUUGUAAGGUAUUUACUAAAACACUACUUCUUCCAACUCUUCUCCAUUGAAAACUUAUUGUAGACUUAACGAAAACCACAGCGCUAUUAAAAACAGGAAACUCUUGGAACCAUUCAAUGUUUUUCUUGGUGCUGCCAUUGUGACUGCUUUAAAAGGUUCCUACUGGCUAAGCCUGAGAAAAUCUCUCCACACAGGUGGUGGAACAAACACAAAAUGAAAAAACACAAGCGGAGGCUUUGUCAGUUGUUUUGUCGCUUCAGAGUUUCUCCGUCUUUCACGCCCGUGCCAUGGCCGAAGAGUCUGGGUUUGCAUUGCUAAAAAGGAUUCUGCUGUCUCCUGAGUGUAAGAUUGGUUACCAUACACUGAAGGUGAGUUCUUUGAUAAACGACCCAGAACCGCUCUCGUUUAUCUUUAUGCCGGAUCUUGUCCUGUUGGGUAGUAAGAUCCCAGUACAUGAGCACUACCCUUCAAUUGGUAACAGCCGUUUCCUGUGCAACUUGUUCAAAAGGUAGAACGCAAUCGUUUUAUGUUUAAAAACCACUCGAAUGAAUUCUACGUAAUCUCUUGCUUGAAAGCCCGGUAGACCGUUCGUUCUCGUGUCGAUUCCAAAAAUUCAGUAGAAAAUAUCACAAAUAUAUAUGUCUUAUUAUUAUUUUGUAUCAUAAUGUGUUGAAAGUUCAGAUUCGUGCGCUUGAAGUGAAGACGGCGGCCGUAUCACGGCAAUUUGUGGUUUUACUGGAUGAUCGUUUUGUUUCUUUGGCCGGGUAUAUGAAAACGAGAUACGCACGUCUCGUGCAAGUCUUAACCAGUUCCAUUCUUUUCACACUAGGUGCUUAUGGAAGCGGCUUGUAAUGGCGAUGUAUUCAAACCAACAAAUCUAGCCGAUGAUCCUAUAAUGCUGAACAUCGACUCCACUGCAGUGGUUCGGAACGUCGCCAUUUUCCAGCAUUUCCUGCUUAACUGGAAAAUAUGGGAGAGGGCCAAACAAGGCGUACUGGAAAUGCUGUUGGCCACUAUUGAAAUUUUGGUGCACGGAAGCCACAGUUAUUAUACUUUUAACAUCAUUCAGUUCCAGAAGGCACAGCUCGUGCAGCAAAUCCUGAUUGGAUGUCAGGUGAGAUUAUUUCAGAAGUGCAGUAAAGAAUUCUCGUUUGAAACUGAAAGCUUCUUUUGUCUUAAACUAUUCGGCUGCAAGACGCAUGAUUCGUUUUGACAACUCUCGCGUCCUUUAUUAUUUCUGGGGAAGGCAGUUUACUGAUUGCCUUCUCUCAGUUGGCGGAGGUUUCCGAUAGUGUUGUGUAGGUAACUGCAUGUUUCCUUAAAGAGCCCUACCCCACCUUCUACACGCUGAUAACAUGAACUAAUGUGAAUUAACCUAGCGAAAUAAGGUGACAAGAUAUAAAGCCCCAACAUGAAAGGGCACGGUCCUGUUAUUUACAGGGAUGUUAAUAACUUUUUCCACAAGCGCCUACCAAUGGUGCAAGGAGCGGCUGUGCCCAGUUGGCCGUGAAAGGUCUUUUAGGCGGCGGUAGACCGCUCAUAAGUGGCUUUUAUUGAAAACUUUUAGAAUUUCUCGCCAUUUUAUGAAAUGGAUUGAGGGGCAGGGAAACUUUUUCUGAUUUUGUAUUCCAUUCGUUACUUUCUUGAGAAACUUUCGCUUUUCACUUGACUUGGAUUUGUCGUUGCUUGACGUUCAAAGUUUUAAUCAAGAGACUUUUUAAUGGUAUAAAUAUUCCGCACAAUGACCUAACUUUAGUUAUGCAGAGUAUUGCUGCGUUUCGAAUUGUGGUGUGACUAUCAUCUUAUUGUUGUUUCACAGGAGAGACAGAGUGAAGAGUGCAAGGAAAUUCCACGAGUAAUAAGCUCCUCUUAUGUGAAUAUUAUACAGAAUAUCAUGGGUAAUCCGCCUGACUUAACGGUGUUGAAGUCUGUUUGUGAGUUCCUUAUUGCCGUUCACCCGACGAAGGACACCACUCGACUGGAUGCACCAAGCAGAUGUUAUCUUUGGGAACACUCUCUCGACUCGUGUAUGUAAAACACGUUUAUGUCGUUGUAGAUAGUCAAGCCAGCCUACUUUCUGCCUCCUCUUCCUUUCUUCCUACUAAUCCCUGAAAAAGAUGAUUGCAAAAGACAUAGUUAACUAAUAGAAAAACGGCCUUUUUCUCCCUAACGGAUAGGAACUCGUAACUUCACAACGAAUUUUUUUUUGGUCAAACCGCUUUACUCUGAGUUCCACUGCUCACCAAGGGUAAGAAUGGGUAUUAGUGGUAAGGUAAGGGUUAGAGGGGGAGGGGAUGGGGGGGGUGUUAAUUUUAAAGGAUCAGCAUUCCCUCAGGGGAAGUAACGUUACUCUUCGUCACCUCAUGCUAUGGAGACAAGGAUAAGGCUCGGUGACAUCUACAGGCUGGGUUCUGUAUGCAGCGUAUGCAGACUUAACUACCCCCCCUUAUAGUCUACUGAAAGUUUCGUUCCCAACCUUAAUUGUGGAGCCACCAUACACCAUUCUAAGACACUUGGACUCCUAAGAGCUUAAGACGGGAUGUUAAAGAUUGCUUUCGUUCGCAACUAUUAUUGGUACUUCGAUCUUCCUUUCACAAACAAGCCUGAAGCUCUCAAGCGUUCCUCUUCAGACGCUAAGAGAAGAAAGAGAAAAAGACAAUUAUGCUUGAAUUUAAUAACUGAGUUGAAAAUGUAAAUUGGCCACCGUAAAGAAUUAAAAGGCUGACGUUUCGAGCGUUAGCCCUUCGUUAGAGCGAUUGCUCCAAUCACUCUUACUUAGGGGUAACGCGCGGAACAUCAGCCUUUUAACUCUUUACGGUGGCCGUUUUACGUUUUUAAUUCAGUUGUCAAUGCUAAAUUACCUGCUAUACUCUCCCACAGACGUAGCACCACAGUGUCUUUAGAAACUUAUCCCUUUUAUUCACUGUUUUAUUGUUUCCUGGUAUGAUAGCAUUCGCUAUGUAGCGGCUAAAUAUCACUCUUCUGAAAACUUGUCCCUCUCCUGAACAUUCCAGAUGGAUUACUACCUGUUGUCCUCAGAUUAUGUUCAAAUAGCCCCCCUCUUUUUGCGUCGGCAGCUCUGGGUUCAAACCGUUCUUUGCCCGCGGCCAGUGGUGGCUCGAUUUCUUCUCCUCUUACCGCUCCAGUUCGCUCGAUACACUCACCAAGACCGUUUCAGUUCACCAGCCCAGGGAGGAACCCCUCAAGAAACCCAAUGAACCGGUCACUUAGUUUUGAGUCUAUUAAAAGCAAAGAUUUGCAAAGGUCACGUGCCAAUCUACAGAAUGAUCAAGAAAAGGGAAGGCUUUUGAAGAAGUCAUCCCGGAGUGUAACUGAACUCAGCAGAUCUGUUGCAUCAGGUUUAGAACCUGAUAGCCAACUUCACUGGAAUUUUCGUGAGGCGUCAAAGGGGACAAGGGACGACAAAGAUGUAUUUCAGUUUAGCGUCCCCAUGGAGGUGGCACCUGGGAGCUCUGGCAAGGCUUCUGUACCUACUGGAGGACUUGCCGUGCCUAAAGGAGACAGAAACUGUCGUGUCAUCGUUCCAAAGCAAGAGGCCGGUGAAGGGUUGUGUAGUAGUGCUCUUGUGCUGCACGAGAGCCACUUGAGAGAACCCGACCCCAGAAUGAGCCCCUCUCCAUUGACGAGCCCAGGCACACCCUUGGGCAUGUCUUACCCAGGAGUACGCACCAUUUCCGGCAGCAACCCAAUGGUGAUUAGGAACUAUGAAUCAGUCCCAAGUUACGAUGGACAGUCUAGUUUUGAUCCCACGGAGUAUGAUUUUAUAAACGAAUCUGAUUUCAGCUCUUUACAAAGUAGUGUGGUCAAUCCAAGUUCCCAUGAUGAUUACCUGGUGGUGGAAGGAUUCCCUGGGAUACAGUCAAGUACAAGGUAAGUGUUGAAGGGAGAAAGGCAUCUUAAUCUUCAAGACCUGUCUUAAAUAUCCUUAAUUGCACAAUUUUAUCUUCACAUAGCUUUUCAUAGAAUGUUCAGUUUCCAAAUGAAUGUCGAAAAACCAAAACCAAAACCAAACUAAUCAACGCAAUCAAUCAUAACAAAGAUCUAUUAUCAUUAUAUAUCAUCAACCAAUGAGAACUCUAUGUGACUUUUUCAUUAGUUUGCAUAUGAUUUUUUGAGAGGAUGACACGAGUUUCUGGACCAAUCAUAGAGCUAAGUUAAAUUAAACUAAAGAAUAUGAAUUACGUUUGACACUCAAUUGGAAACUCCUCAAAAGUACGGUGAAAUCUUUUUAGUGAAGAAAGGAGGGAAAGGGAAGAGAAGUAGGUGGAAUUUUGAAUCCAGAGGCUGAGUUUCAUGACAUUAGUUGUGUCACACACAGGACUUACUGCCCCACUCGUUCAGACAGCAUACAAGGCGUUGAUGUGAUGAUAACACUGAGAUUGGGUCUAAUGAAACUACUGGAGAAGAAACUGUUCAAUCUGCCAUCGGAGCAUGUGCCAGCAGUGAUUGGCGAGGUUCUCAAAGCUGAAUACAUAUUGGUGUGGGCUCAUCACGAUUCAGAUAAUGUCAGAGAACUUGCCAUCAGGGUGGGUUUUUUUUUUGUGUGAUUAUUGUGGACCUUUUUUGAUUGUCUUAGUAAAUUUUUCAGAGGAUCUUCCAAAAUUCCAUUAUUAUAUUUGGGAUUUUGUACUCCAGUGUCAUAGGCCAUCAAGAUUAAAGAUUUUAGCAAGUAUUUCUUUAGUUAGAUAGUGUUAUUUUGAAGCAUUCCUCUUAUGAAGUUACCAGAGGAUUAAUCUACUAUACUCUGGUUCAGAUUCUUUUCCAGUAUUUACAGAAGGCAGAGCCUAAACGUUGUGAGCAGUUCUUAAGAAUCCACGGUUUCCACCUGUUGGCGAACCAGGUGAGACAGUGUUUUACCAAAAGCAUAGUUCCUUUCUUAUUUGUACGUUCUAAACUAAAUGUGACGGUCUGUGGCCUUUCCCUACAUCUAGUUAAUUUGGAAAGCCGCAAAUCUUUACAACAAAAAUUUAUCUUUCAAAUCGGCACUCUAAAUUCCCACGGUAUCAGCGAACGCUUUUCAUUUAGUUAAUGUGAUCUCUUUUUAGCAUAUAACAAGCCAUAUACAAUUCUUAUUUAUGUGUUGUAGCUUCAUGAUCAUCCGGUGACAAAGCUGUUAAUAGAGGGCUGUCUGUCGCUUCUUGUGGAUCGUCCUGUUGACUUGAACAAAGACUAGUAAGUUCAACUUAUCUAUAUACAAACCUUUUGCCUCUUCCCACAGGCAGAUAUGUAAAUGGAACCAAAACUGCUGCGGAGACCUCCACUCAGAAGUGUCUCUUAGUAACGGGAGUAAAGCAGUAACAAAUAAUUCUUUCUGCGGAUAGAAAAUUGAAUAAUUUUUUUUCUUAAGGAGCUUGUUACUCUCUUUAAACCAAAGUCUGGUCUGUCUUUUUUGGUAUUAAUCAUUGAUGAUUAUUAAUUAUAUUGUUAUUUAUCAUUUAUGAUUAUUCGUUAUAUCUUGUGCUUAUCCACAGUAACUACUCAGGGGCAGAGGACAGAGACCUGGCCUCCUCUGUCCGCCUCAUGGGCGUGGUCCCUCUUAUGGCCCUGUUAGAGAACAGUGUGUUAAAGCCAUCUUUAUUUCAUCUUCUGAUCCAACAUUUGUGCCAGCUGUUCAUCAAAGUGGAUGACCUGUGCCUUCAGGCUGUCGAUCACGGGUUGUUGGAAACUGUGUGUAAUGUGAUCUAUGGACUUUGCACAUUACGACACAAACAGAGGUAGAAGAUUGUAACCUGGUCUGUUUUGAUCAUUAUAAUUAUUUAUUCGCCUCAUGUUUUUAUUGCCACGCAGGGGUUUCAAUAUUUCUUUCCAUGGCGGCUGCCGAUUGUGUAAUAGGCAGCUGUGUCCCGAAAGGGAACCUUUAGGUGAAAGUCAAACACGAGAGCCUGCUCGCACGCCAAACAGACGGCGGUAAGAGCUGUUAUAGGCAGUGAUAGACCGCCGAUAACAAACUGUUUGGAAGGAAGGCUAACUUUAGAAGUCAAAAUACUUGGAGGGCUAAAGCUAUAACACAGAUUUAUUAAGGGAAUUAAGUAGAUAAGAUAUGUUAUCAAGUAAAGAUGCUAAACUUUAUCACAAGAGUGAGACGAUAAAACUGAAUCGGGUUGAAUGCCCAUUUAGGACUUGACUUCUUUCCAGUUCCAAUUAUGAAGUCGGUAGCUUUACCGAGUCUUCAUAACUUGAUUGAAUGUGAGGCCGUUUAUUACCUUGAUACUGCAAAUUUGCUCGGUCCCCUCUUUAGGUUUGUCAGGAAUCCGAGUAACCUUCCAGACCUAGAUGCAGUAAUGGAAGACUUUCAGCAAUUUGUUGUGUGUAUUGUUAGGAAAGCAUGCAGGUAACAGAUAAUUAUGACCUAUCAUUAAAUUGUUUGCUUUGUAAUCCUUGGCCAAUUUCUCAAGCGACGGAUCCAACCGAUAAAAUGCUAUUGAGCAGAGAAUUGUACUGCGCUAUCCACUUGAUAGGAAUUGAUCCUGUAGCUUAGUGUUUUGUUCAUGCAACGAAAAUGAGAGAAUUACUAAGAUAAACGUCCGUCAAAUUAGCGUGUAUGAUUUUAUUUGAAGCGUAAUAGACCCAUGAAGACGUCGGUACAAUUUCUCAUUUUUUUAUCAAUAUUCUUAAACCAGGUUUAAAGUGAAAAUUAGAGUUAAGAGGUUUUGUCCAUUAAGUAAAUCCUAACAGUUUCAUUUCUUCUAAACUCAGCACCAACGGCAACCUUUAUUUUCAAAUGUUUGAAGAUAUGCUGAUCGCAUUAGAGAACCUGGAAGAACAGGAUCACAAAAAGAGAGGUGAGUCUCAUCUUUAAAAUGUUUGUGUUUCAGUUGAUUUCCGUGCAGGAGUUUGAAUGCCAUUUUUCUCUUUUACAUAGAUCACGAUCCUUCUACAUCAUACUGUGCUCGAUAUUUUCGUUUGUUCGCUAUUCAAGUGGCCUUACAUUUCUUCCAAGAAGUCAGUAAAGGGGAAGGACCUAUGGGAGGAAAGAAGAUAAAACCAUCUGGCUUGAGGUAAUGACACUGAAACAAAAGCAGCAACAAUAACAACAGCUAUUUUUAUUCAGUUUUAAUUCUCAAAACAAAAAUUACAGUUAGUCUGGCCUGGAGAUAGUUAGUGCUACCUUGGGCGCUUAAGUGUAUAAUUUAUAUUAUUGUUAUUAUCAUUAUUACUAUUAUUAUUCAUAUUAAUAUUGAUAAUAUUAUUAUUUAUCACAGUGGUAGUGCAUGCGAAUAGACUCUCUCAAGGACGCUUUUUUUAACGUUGUUAAAAGCUUAAUUCUAUCGAAAGAGGACCUUCAUAUUUGUUCUGGUUUUGGUAAUAUUAACUGCAGACACCAUAUUGCAAUUACAGUCACAAACGCUUAUCAUAAAGAGAGUGCUAUUUUUUAAGUUUUCAACGUUUAUGUGCCCUCAGAUUACCAUUUCGUGGACUAGAUAAUAACGUCGACCCAGUUCCCGCAUUCACUCCGGUCUCGUCUUGGAUCAACUUGGAUCGAGACCAGUUCAGAUUGUGCCUUGAUCCGAGCCAGCUCAAAGAGUCCCCAACAAGUGCAAAUUCUAAUGAACAGACGCGGCGUUUUCAGAUCACGUGCCAGUUGGCCGUGAACUCUAUAGUGUACUGCAAGACUUUCUUUCUCCCAGAGGACUUCAUUGCCUUUCAUUUCGAUUCUGUCGAGAUGGACGUCCAUGAGGCUUUGCGUCCAGGGAUGGUGCGAGUUGCCGGAGCAGCCAUUGAGAAGGAGUUUGCGCAGUUCGUGUUUAGUUUACUUUUGGAAAUUUUCGAUGCUUGUUUGGUAUGUAGGCACCUCAAACAGUCCCACUAGGCAUAGUUUAACUUACUCGAGAUAUUUGGAAUUAUAAACUAUUUAAAUUCUGGGUCUUAACGACAUUUUUGCUAACAUAACUUUACGUUGUUUGCGAUCGUCCAGCAACUUUCAUAGCUCGUAUAAUAGUAGUAGGCCCAAGUUUUCAAGGCAAGGAUUUAAUGAUAAUUUAUUUGGCUUACAAUUCUACUUAGCUAAUAGAAAAUUGUGAAUAAUUAUCAGGAUCAUGUUCAGUUUUGUUGUGUUUUAUCUCAAGGAUGGAAGAAAGCGAGAAAUUUAUAAACUCUUCAUCGUUUCUAAAGAUCAUUUGAAAGCACAGGUAAAUCCAUUGUUUUCUGAAAACACUUACUUACAGAUCUAUAACUUUUUCGACAACAACAGGCAAAGUUUCAUGUGCGUCGUUGUCCUGUUUCUUUCAGCUGGGCAAACUUCUAGUGUUCAUGUUGAAUCCAAGUCAAGAUUUGGACUUGUCGUGUUUCGCGCUCAAUCUCGUCCGCCAUCGACGUGCUAAAAAGAUUAUAGAGACUGUGCUGAGAACCAGUGGAGGAUCAAAGGUAAAGAUGAAAACAGGCAACUUUCGUGGAGCGGAGAUAACGCGAAUGACCAAGUUUAGAUUGAUUUUAGUUCGUUGAGAUGGUGGUGCUAAGUUUCCAAAUUAAACACAAUGCCAAGUAAAGCAAAACAAAAGCAAUCCUGGAUCAUUUUCGAUACUCAGUUGGAAAUUGUUUCACCUCCUUUUUCUUCUCUUCUUCUCUUUCUAGCUCCGUGAACGCGCAGCAGUAUAUGUUUUGAAGAUUCUCGAUGAUCCUGGUCUCACUCAGGAACAGAGAAAGAACGCUGAGAACUUUAAAGACCUGAUGUUGUCUUUGAACCUGCAGUCUAUGCGCUUGAACGUUGGCGACAGCAAACUUUCAAAUGACGAGGAGGUUAGUGUGCGAAAUAUUCGAAUAAUGCCUGUCCUGUGCUCCAGCUGAUGAUCAUCCUCCCGGCUCUCAACGCGUUUUACUCAAUUUAAAAGUUAUUUUUAUCUAAGAGUUGCUUUAUAUCUCAGUUCCAGACUUGGGAUUCCACAGGUAUGAUGCAAUGGCAAAAACAGAGAAGUGAUGGUUAUAAAAGGUAAUGGAACUCACUAUUCAUCUCAAUAUGGUUACUCUUUAUAUUCUCUUUUUAUAACUAGUUUUUCAUUUUCCCCUUUAAUACUGUGUUCAAAGCGAUUCUUCUUUCACCCACUUUUCGGGGUUUCCUAGAACUUAAAGAUGUAAUUUAACUUUUUUUGAUAAGAACAGGUAGGUCAAAAUUAAGGAUUCAAGCACUGGGAAGCAAUCACCACUCGUGGAAACAUUUUAUCAAAGUAGCGGGCCUCUAGGAGUUAUGGCAAAGUAAAGUACCCGAAACAAACCAGCAGUUUAGAUACAGUAUCCCUUAAAUUCGUGAAUUAUUGCAAAUAUCCCUUUGAAUUUAUUUCAAGACUUGAUAAGAGAACAGAGGAGCUUAGUGAAGCCAUAUCAGCGGUUGCUCAAGAUGUUACUAGAGUUGUGGUCGAGAUUCAGGACACAAAGCGCCAAGCCCUGCUCAAACAUGCAAGGGAUGCGCUUUCUGCUGAGGUCCAGAUUCGUAAAAGAUGGCGCCAACUCAUUGAACGACUUAUCCAUGAACGGUAAGCCGAAAUCACUCUUCUUCUUGUGGCAAAACAAUGAUACCCAAUAAUCAUUCGGUGAAAAUUUUGGUUUGUAGCGUAAGCUCCCAAGAUUUGAUUUGUAGUAACAUUCUCCCCGAACAUUUCACUGUAAGCUAGUUGACAGAGUACGGUGUUCUAUCAGCUGAAACCCCUUCUGCUGAUAAAUUUGUUCUUUGUAAUCUGCAGUGCUUGCUGCUCUUUGUUUUUGUUUUGAUAGUCUAAUCUAAGAAUAUCUUUAAGUAACUUGAAGUAGAUAGCUAUAACCACGCUUGGAAUAACAUGCUUGAGGAAUUAAUUGAUUUUCGUAAAAGACCUUAAAUAGUGUUCUCGUGCUAUGCGCGUUUUACUUUCUUUUAGAUCUGUGUGGUACGAUGUCGAGCACUUUCCUUCAUCUUGGAAACUGGACCCGACAGAGGGCCCAGACCGUGUGCGAUGUCGCCUUCAGCGGUUUCAUUUGGACGUAGAAGAGAAGUAUCUUAUGAAGGAAUACUGUGGCAAAAGUGAGAAAAUUUUUUUCAUCGGUGUUUUUCAUUGGUACAUUUCCGCCCUUAUUAUUAUUCCGACUAGUCGGUCCGCUCUGUUACUGAUCGGUUGAUGUGCUUUUUGAUCGUGGAAAUCCCCGUUUUGAGAAUUUUCAUCACUUUGUCUCCAUCGGUGUUCAUUAGGAUUAAUUCUCACGCGAAUGACUUCUUGAACGUUACGGGUGUAUGAGUAAGGGUCAUAGUCAUUAAAUUUAACCUUAGUUACAAAUAAGAACGUGUCCUGUUUUAUUGACCUAUUCUGAAACCACAGAGUGCAAGCAAGCCGUCUGCCUCUUUCAUGUGCUUUAAUUCUCUCGAUCAUCGCUCUACCUGUCUUUUCCGAUUUAUAUUUUGCCUCGUCGUCUGACGAAGACUACUACUGUAACAGUCGAAACGUUGCGAUCAUUGAACAAUAGCCUGUGGAAAAUACACUCAGUUAUUUGUGGACUUCUAACGAAAAAAAUUAUAUGACGAACUGUACCUGGACAUUCGCUGACGUGACUGACUAAAUUUUCUCGGCUUGACAGGUUGUUAUUUUUACAGUUUUAAUAAGUUUGGGGCUUUGCUGCGCGCUUUACGAGCUCCGCUUUAAAUUCACGGUAAGGCAGCGUCUUCCUCGGUGUCGCCGCCCUGACUGCCGACGGCUGAAAGCGGAUGGAGAGAAGUUAGAUUUCCGUCGUCCGCUGUUUACUAUAAGCGUCAUGCUUAACCCUUAACCUUUUUCUUUGUUUUCGAAAUAGCCGAAAACCGAAUGCUCCGUAGCACAAAAUGUUUGUGGAUGAUGAACAAAUGGAAUAGAGGUGCUUUCUGAAUAAGUGCAUUUCACCUCCAGGAGCCGUUCUUAAAACACUUUCUUAGUCAAAAUCUUAGCCACGCCCUUUUUAUUUUAUAGAGACAAAGGGCGGUAGCACUCCGUUGUCAUAUCUGUUUGAAGACACCACGACCUCAAUGAAGAAAAACGUAUACUAUAUCUUUGACACUCCUGAUACCAUUCGGUGAGUGGAGGCUUCCUUUGGAAGUUGAAGAUAUCUUAUCGAAUUUUGAACUUUUCCUAAGUGCAGGGAAAACAGUGAGACGCUACGGAUUCAAACAACUCACGAAUGACCAGAGAUUGAUGGUGGAUCACACUUGUAGACUGUUAAUGACUAAAAUCUCAGGUUAUUGAUUUGUGAAACACUUAAAGAAAUCGUAGAAGUGAUUCACAUCAAUGAAUUAUUUUUGUCAGUUUUUCGUAUGCUUUGAACUGAAAAUGUCCAUUGUGAAACUGUUUCAAUCGUUCCCAAGCUGUUAAAGACAUACUAAGGCCUGUUUGUUUGUUUUAGUUUUGGGUUUCUUUUGAUAUGUGUUUGUUUCUAUGGGUUUUAAUUGCUUCACCAGUUUUCUUCACCAUUGUAAGAACAUAACGCUGGACAGUAAAAUCAAAGGAGUUCUUCUAAUUGGUAAGUAACAAACAUUUUUCCUAUGUUGUCCCAUGCCAUUUUCUGACACGAGAAUGGAAAAAAAAGUUGACACUAUAUUGAUGUGAAAGGAUAGUCUUUUUUGGGACUGGUUUAUCAGUUUUUCUUUCAAUGUUUUGUUUGCAGGUGAAAGUCACAUGUAUUUUGUGGGUGAGGAGGCUACGCAGAGAGACACAGACAUUACACAAGUAGGAUUAUUUUCUCUCUUGAUAUCAUAUGUGGCACGUCUAGUAAAGCAAUCAUCUACCCAUGUGAGCUUAAAUUUAAACAAUUGCAGAAACAUUUAAAAUUUUCCCCAGCGACCUGAAGCUUUCAGAAAUUGAAGGAGUGAUAUUGAAUAUUGCACUUCUCUCUUUGUUCUUUAAGAUUUUGUUAGGCAAUAAGGAUGCCAUUUCCAUAUCCUGGCUCUACGAAGAAAUUCAAGAAAUACGAACUAGGAGAUAUUGCCUUCAGGUGGGCACGUGUUAAUGAAAGAUAGUUUUGUCAUGUGGAUGAAAGAUUUAUCCUGUAGCCAUGGAACAUCCGCUAGAUUUGGCUAUGAAAACAAAAUAAUGUACACAAUGGCUCAACUUAUGAGAUGCGGUUUACAAAGAUGUCGAGAGAUACACCUUGAUGUACGAACUAACGCUAACGAAACAACAUAGAGACCUUAAGAAAACCACGAUGGCGUUAGCAACGAAGACAUGGUAAAACAAAGGAUCACAUCGGUAGAGCAGUAGCUCAGCACGAGAGUUUUAACACGUUGUACACUUUCCAGCCGUCCUCUACAAAACAACAUCGUGAAAUCACCAAAAUUUGUGUAUCCCGAGAAUGGAAACCGACGGCAAAUUAUUCAAGUUUUUAUAUGGAAUUUAAUGCUGCUCACAUACGUUGUGCUGAAGUUUACCGUAAAAGACAGCAAACACCUCCAGUCACUGACGAAAUUGUAACUAACUAGAUAAGCUAAUUUUUUGCUUGACGUCUUCUUCGGCGUUGCCUUCCUGACUGCUUAAGGUACGUAAUAUCUACUCUUUCUUACUUAUGACAGGACAAUGGCUUGGAGAUUUUCCUUACCACUGGCCGGACGUAUUUAUUGGCAUUUGACACGAAAGAGGUACUUUAAGUUAAUUUCAUUUUAACUGGCUUUUCAUUGAUGAUCCUCAGACAUGAAAACGCCAGUGAAGCGAACUCAAAAAAUUUAUGUAAACCAGAAACAUUAGUUUCGUUCAGACCAGAGACCUUUUGAGUGGAUGUCGAAUUUCUUUCACCUUUUACUUUCACCAAAAACCUAUUUUUCGUUUUUGGUUUCAUUUUAUAACUUUUUAACACCGUGUUUGGCGCAAAUAUUUGUGUUCUGCUUAAUUAAAAUUGUUAACUGAAUUAACUUUUUUUAUUGGGGCUAAAGACUUUAAGAUCUUUCAUUUUCAUCCCCGUUUAAUAUAUUUUCUUCUGAAAGGAAACCUUUUGAUUAAAGUCUGUUUUUAUUAGGACCGCGAAAUAGUACUGGAACAGUUUAAACAGAGACAUCUGCCAUGUUACGAAGCGCCGCAAUACGAGCAUUUAAUGGCUCUAACAAACAGGUACGUCUGUUAGUAGGAAUGUUAUCCUUACCUAACAGAACGCUUUCGAUGAUUCUCAAGAAGCAGUGACUACUUCUCGUGUUUCCCCUACACUUCUUUCGUGCUCUAGCCGCUUCUUGCAUGAGCAUGCUUCACAGCAGAACAGAGUACAGUCAAAACUUCUUGAUUUGUUAAAUCCAUCGUCUGAAAGUGUUGCACUUGUUCUAACCAGGUGGCGGAUUGGACAGAUGACCAACUUUCAGUACCUUACAGAGCUGAACAAGAUGGCAGGUCGCUCGUUCAAUGACCUCAUGCAGUAUCCUGUGUUCCCUUUCGUGCUGGCUAACUUUGGAAGCGAGGUCCUGGAUCUGAACGACGUCACGAGUUUCCGGUAUUGAUAAGUUGUUUUCUUAUUACUUAAAUUAUAUAUAUUUAUUUAUAUAUUUCGAUUACAGUGAGUUAUGCAGAUAAAUGUUGGGCAACUUUAACACUGAGCAGUGAAAACACUAUAUCAAAGGGGUGGAUUUGAUUGCCUGUUCAUUUGAAAAAACUAAAUUCCUCUACAAGGGACCUAUUUGGCAAAAGAUGCAUACUGGAUAUGUGCUAACAAUAUAACUAAGGUAUUUCUAUUUUUAGUGACCUCUCUCGUCCAAUUGCCGUUCAAAAUCAGUCAAAGGAACGGAAGUAUCGAGAAAACUUUAGAGUAAGUGUUUUUUUUUCUUUUACUUCACGGUCAGACUGUAUCGAUGUCGAGGCAGCAAUACCGAAAGAGGUGCAGGGAAAAUAUUCCAUAAGCACGUAAAGCUAACACGUUUAGUUUUCACGUAGCUGUUGCAGGGGUUUUGUUCAAAGCCGGUUACCGCUGUCUGUUUCGCAGGCUCUCGUGUUUGGUUUUCGCCUUACGGCCCCAUUUUCGGACACAAUCACCCAUAACAUCAUUGGCAGCCGCUCAUGGAAAAAGUUAUUAAAUUCAUGCUGUUGUAGUUAAGAACAAAGUCGAGUCUUUGAGUUAAGACUGAAUGAGAUAUUUCUGAUAAAGUGUUUGUUAGUCUUUACGUGUGGAAUUCGCAAUGCGGAACGCUUGACGAGGAAUGCGUGACGUUUGACUGUUUGUGUCUUAGUGGCUAAAAGAGGAGUAUGAACGGAUGGAGGAAGAAGAUCCAAUGUCUGCCCCAUAUCAUUAUGGAUGCCAUUAUUCUAACAGUGGCACUGUUUUGCACUUUCUUGUUCGAAUGCCUCCGUUUACUAAAAUGUUUCUACAAUAUCAAGGUAAGUCAAACAAAAAUGGUAACCGUACUCUUGAAUGAAAUCGUCCCGUUCCCACUCCCUUUCCAUUUUGAUUCCUUUUUGUCCCCUUUUUGUCUAGUAAUUUGCAAAAUUACUCGAUGUUUUGGCGUUUUCACUGUUUUUUUUUUGUUUAUUUGUUUAAUGGAGAUUCUUUAUUCUUUGGCAGAUCGAAAUUUUGAUAUUCCUGAUCGUACGUUUCACUCUAUGGCAACAACGUGGCGUUUAUCGUCAUUUGAAUCUGCAACUGAUGUCAAAGAGCUCAUUCCAGAGUUCUUUUUCCUCCCAGAGUUCCUUGAGAACCGCGAAGGUAUGGCGUUAGGGUCAAUGAUUGAGGUCUGAAAAUGAAAUCGUUGCUACUGUAAUUUUUGAAGAAUCUUCAUUUAGACUAGAACCGUGUUGGAAGAUAAGUGAGGUUUAUUUGAGACAAAGUAAAAUACAGAGAAAACACACGAUUAUCUUUGAGGAAAUUAGCCACGUGGUUUGAGUUUCUCAAGGUCGGAAUGAGCUGAAGCAAUUCUACCUAAAAAUAAGUUGAACUUUUCCUAAACCUUAACUCUACAAUGCUCUUUUAUACAAGAGAAAUCAAAUACAAGGUUAACUUUGAAUCCUGGAAUUGCUUUGACGUACUCUCAAGCUUCCUUCCGAAGACCUUCUUUCCAUCAACAGCCAGAAUCUCUACCACUAAGUUAAACAGAAGUAAGGACGAAUUAGCCAAGUUAAUUUGGUGAAUUGAUUCUCUCAGGUUUUGACUUUGGCCUUCGUCAAAAUGGUCAACGGGUUAUGAAUGUAGAGGUUCCCCUGUGGGCUAAAGGUAGUACCAGGCUCUUCACUUUGAUUCACAGACAGGUACGACCAUCUUGUUUCAUAGCAGCCUUUAACAACUUAUUACUCCUGAUGAUUAAAUAUAUAAAAAAAAAUAUAAAGAAUUUAUCUGCUCUUCUUCUUGUGUUUUGUCGAAUUCUGCUUGCCGUUCUUGGCAAUUUUCUUUGUGAAAUGGCGUCAGUUUACUUCUUAUUUUGACACGAUAAAAGCCGAAGGAGUUGCGAGACAUCGAUCCUAGACCCCAGACGGUGGACCAGUCCAAAAACUGUUGGUUCGUUCCCCAGACCAGAUCAACACUCAGGGUUUUACAAUAACUGAUGAGAAUGUGCUUCCUUUGUUAAGGCAUCCGAAAAUGGCUAGAAAUUCCAUUAUUCUUGGAUUAGGGUGAUAAACCUUAGAUAAACCGUCUCCUGUGUCUUCUUUGUACUGAUCAGCGGGGGACGUUCAAGAACCCACGCACUUCUCGCAAAGAGUUUUUGUUCAUAUAGGCCAUCAUUUGAACCAGCUUUAAAGCUGAACUGGUCCAGCCUGUCUACAUGUCGCAAAUAAGUAAUAUAAUAAAUAAAUAAGUAAAUAAAUGAAGCAAAAUUUUGAGAAAGUCUAAUUACAAUGAAAUAAUUUGUUAUAGAAUUCAUUUUUGAGUGAUCAUGUUUAUUUGAUUAUUUACUUGUUCCACAGUCCUUGGAAUCGGAGUAUGUUUCGCAAAACCUCAACCACUGGAUCGACCUUGUGUUUGGUUACAAACAAACAGGACGAGAAGCUAUAGAAGCCAUCAACGUAUUUCACCCAGCUGUAAGUUGAAGUAGUCAGUGCCAUCGCAUUUGUCGAUAGUAACAACCUUUAGAAUUUUUAAGGGUGUUCGACGAUAAUGUGGCUGUCCGAGAGAACCAGUCAAUUUAAAAACAGGUGCACAACACACUCCUUAAUAACGGAUACCACUCAAGAAGAUGCUAAUCUGGCCAGAUACUUUAAACCAUCAAAUUAGUUAGCUUUACGAGUGGUUCGAUUUGGCCAGCCAGUUAUGACGGUUGGAAAAAAGUAAAAGAACAGCAAGUUAUUCAUUUGUUAGGUAGACUGUUCUAAAAUCUCGUCGCACCAAAAACAUAGAACUUUGUCUGUAAGAGUGCUUUACACGACUUUCAAUAACUUUCUGACAAGCCAGGUCUCUUAGUAGGCUCAUGUGUCAUUUUUAACCUUUCAGACAUACUAUGGUGUAGAUGUGAAUGCAAUUACAGACUCUGUUCGUCAGAAAGCUCUCAAGACUAUGAUAGAAACAUACGGCCAGACUCCCCAGCAACUGUUCACAUUUCCUCACAACCCACGACCGCUGUGCCAACCGCAGCCUUCGACAUCCGGGGAGGGAAGUUCUUUGGUUAGUCAUUCAAGUCACACUUUUAAGUUUAGGGACAGUGAACUAUACGGUGCUUUGUUGUUAAACCGGCUGAGCACAUCACUGUCAUCUGAUACUGGCACUCUUGUGGGCAGCGCUGUUGACACUCUAACAGGUAAGUUUACAGGUCUUACAUUAUCCACUGUUUCUUGCUCUGGUCCUCCUUGUAUUAAUAAUCAAUCGAUUGGUUCCACACUACCAAAAAACAAGAAUCCUCUUUUUGCAGUUUCUCUAACGUACUUUGUGUUUGAUAUUUUUGCUUUAUUUUUACCAUCAUGUUUUAUUUGGCGGUUAUUUUGUUGAUUCUCUGUUUAUAUAAUUUGAACAUGAACUUAAAAUUGUGUUUAGUAACGUAAACAACUGAUUAGUCUUUUUUCACUAAAAUUAUCUUCUGGUUAUUCCACAAACAGAAUCGGACUAUAUUUUUCACGUUUGUAAUUUCUACAGAAAUUCGACAGCCAGUAAACACAGUCGAGGGCCUAAAAUGGGGACAAUAUGUGGGUUCUCCGGCUAUGGGUGCCCCAGCAAUGAGAUUUACGCAACCGUUGAACACCUCCGUUCAAUCUCUGGUCUGUCUCAAGAAUGACUCUGUCUUUGUCCUGGGUCACAACUCUACCUUGUUGACCGUGCACCAAGCAAAGCCAGGGGAGAGUGAAGAAAGAUUGAUUUGGUCCGCGGUAUUGAGUUGGGGGUACAUGGAUGGAGGUGUACGCGUGUGCCCAUCCCCUGAAAGCGCGCCUGUCUGUCUCAUGGAACACCACACACCUGACAAGGUAGAACCUGUGGUAGAAGAGUUUUAAUUAUAUGGAAUUCUGCAUGUAUUGAUCGACUGAACGCUUGAUACCGAAUUUUAUUCGGGUUUUAUUUUCGUGUAGAUCACGUGUUGCGUUGUGACUGACGGAUGUAAGUUGUUGUUCAUCGCUACAUCGACUGGCACGUUAUCAGUGCUGCCUGUCAAGUACAACCCAGCUGUGGUAGGUCACUGCAUUAAGAUUUAUCUUGACACUGAAUUUUUUUUUAUUUUUUUUUUUUUUUUUUUUUGGGGGGUUGGUGGGUGGGCUGGGUUGUAUUAUUGCAUCGCUCCAUAUGAAUCUGCGCGACAUAUGCAGCUACCACUAAGAUAUAAAGAGGAACGUUGAUAUGGAGACUGAGGUGCUGCGUCCUUGGGGGAGGGGGGGUGUGUUAGGAAAUUAUGUAAAUCGGGCAAUGUUAAGAGUUUCUGAAGCUGACGUUUCGAGCGUUAGCCCUUCGUCAGAGCGAAAGGUAUGUAGCGUAAUGUAAUAGUAAGGUAGCUUGGGGAGUAAACAAGGGAGAGGUUUGGGUCGGAUCUGUUUAUUACCCGACCGAAACCUCUCUCUUUUUUUUUAUUCUUCCACUACUUCAGCGCUGUUUACUAUCGCAACUCUUUUUACCUUCUGAAACUCUGGAAAGACUUCUAGUAAGGAAUGUCUUUACGUUGUCAAAUUUACAUAAUCACCUCAAACCAAAUUCUUUUGUGAUACCUCCCAGCGACACAGCACUACAGUUUCUUCAGAGACACUCGUCCCCUUUAUCUGCAGGUUGCGUACGUCGCAUAACAGUUUCAGAACAGUAACUGAUGUUUUCAAAUUACAUUGGUACAUGUAAAAACUGAGUUCAACUUGUAGAAAUAGGAUCAAGGUCAGUGUGAGCAGCAUAAUAUCGGCACGACAGUAGCUUUUGUUACUGAUGAGUUGACGCCUAAAAUGGAUAGUUUUUCCUUUUUGUUAACACUUUUUCUCCAACUUAAAAAUUUAAGCCUUAAAUACUUCCUAUUUUUAGGAAAGAAAUUACUGUUGAUGGGCGAGUCAUUAAUUGAAAGUUUAAUCUCGAAUUGCUGCCCUAUUAAAAGGUAUCUCUUGUUUGCGAAUCGAAAUACAAAUGUUGUCACCCAAUAUUGCAGGAAACCGGUAUGGAAGUACUGGGUUCGAGAGUUCGUCUUCACGGACAUAAGGAUUACAUCACAUGUAUGAAGUUGUGUCAAGCCUUCAGUAUUGUUGUCAGUGGUAGUUGGGAUACGACGGCCAUCAUUUGGGAUUUGAAUAGGUAAGAUUUUUCUUAGGACGUAACAGUUUUCAAGUCCCAGUGGCGGAAUUGAUAUUAAUUUAAAUAAUGCGAAAGCCUGUUUUCCAAAUUUUUAGGGAAGGCACUAAUUGUCCCAAAACAUACUCAAGCGAUCGGGACGACAAGGGAAAUUUUUAAAUGAGUAUCGAAUGCAAUCUAAGAUUCGUCUGGUGUUGCUUUACUUGCUCUAUGUUUGGUCAAACAAACCUACGAGACACUUUCAACAAACCAUAUGUAGAAGUAGAUGAUGUAGUAGUUUUUUUUGGCAAUUUUUUUAGAAUUUAAAGCUGAAACAGUACAUGUGUGGUUGAUGUUUUUAUCAUUUGUUCUUUAUUUCCUGUUGUUGUUUUGUGUCUGUAUGUUUUUGUUUUGUUUUGUUUUGUUUUUUUUGGUUCCCCCAUUCAUAUAUCUCCUUUUUCUUAACUUGCUUGUGUGAUGCAUUGAUGACCAAGAAAAAAAAUAGAAUUUCAUUAUUAGCCCUAUAUGCAAGUUACACUAAUCCUAGCUUGUUCUAAUUUUUGUGUUCGGAUGCUCUGACAACCGAGCUAUCGAUACCUUACUGGCAUGCAGAGGCAUACAACAACCUCAAUUUCUUCUCUAGGUCACUUUUUAGUAUUUCGAAGCAUUAAUCCAUCAGCUGCUGGUAAUUGUUUCUUUUGUCCUUCUCUGUAGGUUAAGUUACGUGAGAUGUUUGGAACACCCCAACACCGUGGCAGCCGUAGCUAUCAGUAAAACCACAGGAGAUGUAGUAACAGUUUCACAUACAAGUACGGUUUUUAGAUAGAUCGUUGUCAAGAAUUGAAAUGAGAAUUCUUCCCGGUUUCUCCAAGACUAUCAGUGAGAACUACAUUUUUUAAUCAAAGGAUGACCUUCCUAAUGUCCUAACCUUAACUGAGUUCCUUAACUGCGGAAGGUUUCCCUAGCGUGGAAAAAAUUAUGUAACUGUUCGUGUAAUCAGGUGCCCUGACAAAUGUUACCUCGGUUGUAACGCAACCUAUAUAUGGGAGGACUGCGUGACGAAGAAACAUGGUAACAGUCAAAAUGUCGCAAUAUAGCCUGCCUCACAACUCAUCCAUAGCUCAAAGAUAGUUGAACAGACUCUUGCGUGGCAGAAUAUUGAGCAAAGAAUAUACAGCUUUUUCGUUUAUAUUAUAGUGAAGUACAUGUCUGAAGAGAGCACUAUAGAGGAAGGAAGCGUAAUUAAACUAUGGACAGUCAAUGGUAGGUUCAUUGGCCAAGCCUCUUGUGAGUACUUGAUCAACUGCUUGGAAUUUUCCGCUGCACCUGAGGGAAUAUCUGUUAAUGUCAUCGCCACUGGACUAAGCAAUGGAGCCAUAAGGUGAGCAUGCUGCCCUGGGGAUACCGUCCCUUCCUUUCUUCAUAGCCUCAAACCCCCCCCCCUCCUCCGUCUCCCCCCCUUCCGCUUCAUGAUAUUAACUCGUCCAUGUAAAGUUGUGCAAAAAUUAACUUUAUGCUUUCAAAAUAAUGUUCUUCAUCUGGCCUCUGGCAGGUUAUGGAGCACUUGGGACCUAAGCCACGUACAGGACAUUGUACUUGAUCAGUAUCUCAACCAAGUGGCGAGGUUGCGUAGUUUUUAUUGUUUUGAGAUUUCUUAAUUUGCAUCUGUCCGUUUCAGUGGUUGUUGAUUAAGAUUUCUAACCGGUCAGAGAGCAGUAUUCAGGUCACAUGAUUACAACGGAGAUUUCAGAUCCACAUAAAGUUGUCAACCAGAAUGAAGCGUGUUUAACUGUCAGGAACAAUAAAGAAUAAGAUGUCUCGAGAAUUGAAUAUUUGUAUGAAAACAGGAAGUCCUUAUUCUGCAAUUUAAGUUUUCCUUUCUAACCACGUGACCUGUAUGUCGCUCUCUGAUUGGCUAGUAACCCUGUAUGUCAAUUUUCAUAAUAUCUAGUCGUUGAUUUGUUUUUGUAGGUGUAUUAGAAUGAUCAGUGCAUGGAUACAUCAUGAUAUCUUAUGCCAUUUUGACAAUGUUAGAGAACUCCUCUGAAUAGGGAAAAGAAAUCUAUUGAUGGAGUUAUGCCUAAUUUAUCAAGAUUGGUAAGACGAGGUGAAUUCUUUCAAGUGUUAUAUUAUGUUAUUUUUUCAUCUUCUUUCAGCCUGACUUUUUCAGAAGACAGUCAACAACUUUUUGCUUUGAACACCGACGGGAAACUCAUCGCAUGGCAACGGAGCGAUAAAAUUUAUACCAAGCAUCCGACGAUAACCGUAUUCCCUCGAACUUAGACGUCAUCUUUAUUUCCCCAGCUCAGUCUUAAAAUACAGUCUUUACAAAAUAAUACUCGAAAGAUAGAGUUUGAUUUCCUAUGCCUUAAGUUAAAGAGCUAAAGAUGAAUUACGAUACAAAACUUGAUUUUGUCAGUGACAGGUUUCAAGAAAUUUUCCCUCAAAUAGUAAUUAUUGUCAUUGAGCUACAAUUUAUUUCUUAUAUGCAAUAACCAACGUGUUCAACUCUUGGGUCAUAUGAUGUUACACGACAAAAUACACAGCCCGCCGAGACCUAGAAAUUUUGCCGUUUAUUCGUAAGGAAUCUUUGCGAUCGGGAGCGAAUUUUUUUUGAACUGGUACAUUUUAACUUCUAUUAUCUAUCGUUGUAGAUAUCACUUUAAAUAUAAACAUUGCAAUUUGAAAACAUGAAUUAAAUAUAUAAACCGUUUCUUUUCUCAUUAAGAAGUGUCUAUAUUUGAUGAGAAAAGAAAGAGUAUAAAUAUUUGAUACAUAUGUUCAAAUUGCAACGUUUUGUAGCGGGCAUAGUUAUAUAUCGUGUAGUCAAUCCCCACGACAAGAGAAUCAUGGCACAGAUACUUGAUAAAACAGAUGUCUUUUUAAGUAUGUAGAGCAAAAUUAUUUUGGUUACUACCUUUUUUAAUCAUAAUUCCACUGGGAAAUGGUAACCUUUUUCUCGGGGAGGUAGCUGCAAGCAAGAAUAAAAAAAUGGACUGAAAUUACUUAGGUAGAUUUUCAUAGCAAUAAGCAUGUCACUCAAAACGUUGGUGUAAUGUGUCCUCCUUGAAAUUAACGUUUUUUACAAUGUUUUUUUGGAAAGAAUCUUCACUGAAUGUGGUUCUUGAAAAAGGAGACGAGAAAAUAUUUCUUUGAUAAUAAAUUUAAAGUCAUCCAAGUAAAUUGAAGCGAAUGGAAAUUGUGUACAUUUUACGUUAGGUAUGUGUACUAUAGAUGUGUAAUUUAACUUCAGAAUUGAAAUAUUUUUCAUUCCCAAAAUAAAGAAAUUAUGACAAGAUUUUGCAGAAAUUUGACCAUUUUCAUUCACCUACAUUAUCAAUGCAAGCCAUGAUUUUAC
Molecule: messenger RNA, 36783 nt
Organism: Pocillopora meandrina
Lineage: Eukaryota; Metazoa; Cnidaria; Anthozoa; Scleractinia; Pocilloporidae
Source: the annotation of a GenBank genome assembly